CGUGCCCAGCCCCACAGAUCCGGAAYGGGAGGGUGACUGUCCUCAAGCCCCGCUACACCUACAGAGACUCUGUCACCUUCAGGUGCCACAGAGGCUUCACCUUGCGAGGCCACCCCACAUCCCAGUGCCAAGGUGACAGAAAGUGGCACCCACCUSUACCUGUCUGUGAGCAGGGUAAGAAUCAGUGCUUGGGCUUGUCAGGAUUGCACAUUCCUGAUGAUUUCCCCUGCCUGYUCACCAAAGUCAAAGCUGGCUUUAUUUUUCCUGUUUGCCCCAAGUAUUUUAAGGAGAACCCAGAAAUUUUUCCUUUCGUUUAUGCCUCUCUUUACAUGCAGGAGAUGAGCCAGGGUUGGGGUAAUGCUGUAAGUAUUGGCAUGAUUUAAUUUUCUCACACUGCUUGUUCCAAUCCAUAAUCCACAAUCCACAAAUCUUUUCAUUUCCUGAAUGAGGACUUUGGCAGCUUUGGGACACUGAUUAUCAAAAAGGAUUGAAUUGUUGGCUGGAAAUGUAACAGCAGGAUGAUGGGAAAUGAAGGUAAAUUUGUGCGUUUUAUUUGCUCAACCACAUUUUUAAACUCUUAAUGCUGUAUCUAGAUGGAAUGGCAGAACGUUAUCACCGUCCUGACACCACAACAAAGCCAGUGCUGCACUGCUCCAAGCCUGCACAUAUCACCCACGGGUCUUUCCGUGGCCCAGCAAAAGCAGUUUUUCCUCCUGGAACAUCUGUAAACUACAUCUGUGAGCCCGGCUUCUCUCUCCUGGGGACAGCAUCCCUUUAUUGUACAUCAUCUGGAGCCUGGAGCCAUCCCCCUCCCRUCUGUCAAGCCGUGGAGUGUCCGCAGCCUCCGAACAUCACCAACGGGAGGCUCAAAGGCAACACCUCUGGCACUUUUCCCUCCGGAGCCGCUGUAUCCUACAGCUGCAAUCGGGGUUAUUCACUCGUUGGGAAUGCUUUCAUCAACUGCACGGUGUCGGGAGUCUGGAGCCAACCCCUCCCUCAGUGCAAAGAGAUCAGAUGUGAAUUCCCGGACGUCCAAGGUGUUAAAAAAGCCAUUAAAGGAAACACUUACCGCUCCGGGACUAACAUCACUCUUGAAUGUGAUGAUGGUUUCAUGCUGGAAGGCAUCAGCCACACUCAGUGCCAAGAGGAUUUCAGCUGGGACCCUCCUGUGCCAGCCUGUAAACUGAAGUCCCCCAGGUCUGGGUCAGUAGGSCUAGGAGUGGCAGCCGCAGGACUUCUGCUGCUCCUGGGGGCAGGCGUUGUCUGGAAAAUCAUUUCCAAGCAGAAGGAAGGCUAUUACCGUACAUAUGAAAACUGUAAUUCCAGAACACCCCUGAACCCAGCAAGUGAACAGAAAGGCUCAUGUCUUCCACAGGAGGCUGGAAAUCCGUGCUGCUGCUAGCCAAGCACUGGGCUCCUUCCCAGCAGGGAGGAAGUGCUGCUCACAUUGAGACUGGAAUUCUGUGGCAAAAAAAAAAAA
Malurus melanocephalus (red-backed fairy wren) is the source of this 1480-nucleotide messenger RNA. RefSeq names its product complement receptor type 2-like. The record is from RefSeq and is a predicted model, not a curated record. NCBI's taxonomy places the organism in Eukaryota, Metazoa, Chordata, Aves, Passeriformes, Maluridae. Bases 581 to 1402 code for a protein of 273 amino acids. The transcript is spliced from 8 exons.